Molecule: messenger RNA, 4119 nt
Organism: Cyanidioschyzon merolae strain 10D
Lineage: Eukaryota; Rhodophyta; Bangiophyceae; Cyanidiales; Cyanidiaceae
Product: UV-damaged DNA binding protein
Exons: 1
Coding region: 1-4119 (1372 amino acids)
Cellular component (GO): nucleus
Molecular function (GO): protein binding; nucleic acid binding
Source: RefSeq, a predicted model, not a curated record
AUGUCCACGGACAGCCUGGAGCCUGUUAGUGUGAGCGAGUCCGUAGCAGGUGCUCCAGCAAUCGAGGAAAGCGCUCAACUCCCGCUUGAAGAGUCGAUUGGAUGUGGACUCUACGUGGUUACUGCUGCGCAACCGUCGAUCGUGACGCACGCGCGCGUUGCGCGCUUCAUCUCCCCCGACCAGCCCAGUGUGCUUCUGGUGCGUUUAAACAGAAUCGAAGUGUAUGAAGUCUCUACCGAUAGCACAAAGUCGCAUGAGAGCGCGUUAGUCGCGUACGCGAACUUACCGGUCUUUGGCAGAAUAGCGGCACUCGAGGUACUGCCCGGUGUCGGACUGUGCGAGCGUGCGACUGCUCGGGGAACAAGGGUCGCGAGCCCGGUGGGUGCGUUGCAACCCUCCGAGCGUCUCAGCAGUUUGAAUCUGCACGGGGGUACCCCGCGAAGUGGUUCGAAGCGUGCUCGAACAAGCUCACGGCACAAAGUGGAAGCACCCUUAAAACCCGUACCGGAAACAGCACGCACUGUACAGGUGCUACCGUCCGAUGCUGGAGACCAGAGCACGGACGCUGUCUUCAUAUUGACGGAACGUUUGGACUUUGCCGUGAUCAAGUAUGACACGAGAUUGCAGGGAGUGGCGACACUCGUUGCGGGGUCGCUCGCGUCUAAACUCGGCCGGCGAUGCCCGCUUGGUGAGUUUGUGGCGCUUGAUCCCAGCGCGCGAUGCCUAGCCGUCUAUGCCUAUGACGGCCUUUUGAAAGUAGUACCGGGCAGCCUCAUGGGUGAGGCCUUUGAGGUUCGGCUCGACGUUGUGCAGGUCCAGAGCAUGGAGUUCCUUAUCGGGACGGAGCAUCCAACGCUCGCCAUAAUCCACACGGAUUAUCUUCAUAAUCGCCAUCUGGUCUCAUAUGAAAUUCUUCUUGGUCGGCAGGAUGUCAGAGAGGGACCCAUUGCACAGCAAUAUUUGGAUGCCUCGGCCGAGCUGAUUAUUCCAGUGCCGCCAGCACCGAACGAUUCAGCAAACGACGGCGCCUGCGGGGGAUUCGUGGUUGCCUGUGACACGUCCCUGGCACUCCACCCCGGCCGCAGCGGCGUCGCAAAGCAAGUAAUCCAUUUCCACGGCGGUCAGUUCGCACCGAUGCGUUGUUUUUGUCCUAUAAGCGGCAUUGGCGGCAGCAGCAAGUCUGCAUCGGUAGAGGCAAACAGACAAGACCACUUCGAAACAGGGCUUGAGAUGCUUGCGGCUGCCGGCUACCACGCCCACUACUUGCUGGGCGAUCGGGAUGGAUUUCUGUAUGUUCUCUCAGUUGGUGCUGAAGUGGGCAUGCGCCUCGAGUGUGUUUGCGAGAGCAGCGUGGCAAGCGCGAUUGCUUACCUGGGGAGUGAUUUGGUCUUCGUCGGCUCGGCAUUAGGUGACUCCCAACUUGUUCGACUGCUGCCGUCGCAGACUGAGUCACCUGAGCUCGUGCAAACGACGCUAUUCGCCACUGCAUCGGCAUCAAGCCAUGAGCGCAGGGAAUCCCGAGCCGAGAGAGCCGAGUGUCAGCUCUGGUUCGGACAAGUGGUGCAGUGCUACACAAACAUCGGUCCUAUCCAAGAUCUACUCGUCACCGGUGAUGAUUCCUUUAGCGACGGGCACAUCAUCACAUGCUCGGGAGUUUCUCGAAUGGGCUCAUUGCGAAUCAUCCGAAAUGGGAUCGGCUUUGUUGAGCAUGCCGCCGUGGAGCUCGAUGGCAUCAAGGCGCUGUUCACGCUGCCUUCACUAACCUCACCCGAGUGGGAUGAAUUUCUGGUUGUGUCCUUCACAGCAGAAACACGAGUCCUUCGUCUCGCAGCACACGAUGAGCUCGUUGAAGUGGAAUCGCUGGCUGUGGAUGAGGCUACAAUCCUAGCGAUGCGCUUGCCAGCUGAACAGCUUGCACUCUGGGUGACCGCAUCGUAUGUCGGGCUCGUUGAUUUGACGCUCCUGGAGCGACCUGCCGUGGCGUGGACCCCUCCCUCAUCAGAGCAAAUUACCAAUGCAGUUUUUGAUGAGUUGCAUAAGCUUGUUCUCGUGUCAACUAGUAAUGCGCAGCUCUAUGUUCUCCAGCAGCGGAAGACAUCCCUUGUGCCAGUCGGCAGCCAGACGCUUCCGGCUGAGGUCGCUUGCAUACACGCCGCUUACGGAAUCGUUGCGCUCGGUACCUGGGCAGAGUCUCGAAUACGGCUGUUCCGGCUCCAUGAGGACACGGGGAAUCGCUGGGAACUGGAAUGCAUACGAGAAAGUGCGUUGCCGUCAACGUCGGUCCCCAGGUCGGUGCUUCUGACUUACUUGGAUGAUCAUGGCGGCCUGAUGGCCGACCACGGCGGCAGAGCCCAUUUGUGCCUGCUCGUCGCCGUCGGCGAUGGUCGGCUCUUCGCGUUUAACGUUUCACAGCCAGAUGCGAAACGCAGUGGGCCCGAGCCAGAAGAUCUCAGCAAGUGCGAACUGCAACUCCAACAUCCGCGGCAACUACGGCUCGGUUCGCGUCCUGCAGCACUGAAUAAUCUGCAGCUUCACGGAAUGCGCUACGUUUUUGCCGCAUGUGGACGCGCAUCUGUGAUCCACGCGCACCACGGUACCCUAUUCUGUGGGAAUGUGAACCUUCGUGACGUCACCCGGGCGGUUCGCUUUCACACGAAGGGUUUUCCGGACUCGAUCGCUGUGGCGACGGAGCAGGGCCUUGCACUCGGCGGGAUUGAGCACAUCCAACAGCUGCACAUUCGUCGCCACGAUCUUCGCGAGCAACCGCGUCGCAUUGCCCACCUUCGUGGCUAUAUCUGCCUGCUAACCGUGUCGAUAGUUUUCGGGGAGGAACGACACCAUGUACGUCUGCUGAACGACGAAACGCUCGAGACGAUCACCAGUCACGAUUUGGCGAUGAACGAGCACGGCCUGAGUCUGGUGGCGAUUCCCGAACGCGAUGUCUUUGUCGUCGGUACUGCGUAUGUGCUGCCUUCAGAAAUGGAACCAUCCCGCGGAAGAAUACUCGUAUUCAGUCGAGAGGAAUUGCUCUUACUGAACGAGCUGUACACGCCAGGUGCCGUCUACACCAUGAGCGCCCUGGCGGAUCCCAGUGAUCGCACGUGUCGGUUUCCGGCGAGUGCUGCCCGGUUCCUUGCCGCCGGCGUGAACAACGUCGUGAUCCUCUACGAUUGGGGUCAGUCGGGUCACGGCGACGACUACGAACUGCGUGAAGUUGCUCGCCAUCUGGGGCACGUACUCGUGCUGCGCCUCGAAGCACGCGGCGACCAGCUUCUCGUUGGAGACCUCAUGAAAUCGCUCUGUGUGCUACAGCUGGUGCUGCCCGAAGGCGAAACUUCCGAUGGCGCCUCGCCGUGUCUCAAAGCGGUGGCAUGGGACUACGAGACCGCGUGGAUAACGGCUUGUGCGUUCCUGAACGAGGACACGUACCUUGCGGCCGAUAACUCGUACAAUUUGCUGUCGUUGCAGCGGAAUCCGCACGAAACGCGAUCGGAAUUCCGCCACGCACUCAAUCGUGCGGGUGCUUUCCAUCUCGGUGAUCUGGUGAACGUCUUUCGGCGGGGAAAACUGGUCACAGAGGCCUCUGGAAAUGAAGAGGCCGGCACUGGAAACGGUCACAGCACCAUCGAUACCGAGAGCACCAGGGAUGUCGCGCGAGCAUCGACAGGCACCACGACUGCCGACAACGUCAGCCGUCAGACGCUGCUGUUCGCAACGACCGCUGGAGCGAUCGGCAUCAUCGUGCCGCUGGACCCAGCACAACAUCGUAUGCUGUCGCGGGUGGAGAAAGCGUUGCGCUCGCUGACGGAUCAUCCUGCUGAAGCGGGUGCUGCGGACAACGGCCACGAGCGGGUGCGUCGUUCACCGCUCACCAGUAUCCGGCUUGGUGUCGAGGGUUUUGCGCACGCCGACUGGCGCACACCGCUUUCUGAGCGCGCCCUCAAUAGCUUGCAUAGCAUGACCUGUUUCGACUUACCGCGACGAGGAUUCGUGGACGGAGAUCUGGUGGAGCGGUUUCGGGAACUUGAACCCACUGAAAUGGAAUUCGUGGCCGCCCAGGUCGGUGCAUCCAUCGAGCAUAUCAAACUCCUCGUGGAUGAUUUGGCUCGUCUGCACUAG